AUGGCAAGUGAAACAGAGGACAUUAAGUAUGAAGAGAGUUUCAUUAAGAACACUCGAGGAAUGAAGCUCUUCACGUGCAAAUGGGUACCAGCAAAUCAAGAGCCGAAGGCUUUGAUCUUCAUUUGCCAUGGAUAUGCAAUGGAGUGCAGCAUCACCAUGAACAGUACUGCGAGGAGGCUUGUGAAGGCAGGAUAUGGGGUAUAUGGGAUUGAUUACGAGGGGCAUGGCAAAUCUGAUGGGCUUAGUGCUUAUGUUCCAAAUUUCGACCAUCUCGUUGAUGAUGUCUCUGCUCACUACACAUCCAUUUGCGAGAGAGAAGAGAAUAAAGAGAAGAUGAGGUUUCUGCUUGGGGAAUCAAUGGGAGGAGCUGUGCUUUUACUAGUACAUAGAAAGAAGCCUGAGUUUUGGGAUGGGGCCGUCUUGGUUGCUCCAAUGUGUAAGAUCGCUGAAGAAAUGAAACCAAGUCCUUUGGUUAUUUCGAUACUGUCCAAACUCAGCGGAGUGAUACCCUCGUGGAGAAUUAUCCCUGGCCAAGAUAUUAUUGAGACUGCUUUUAAGCAGCCAGAAAUCAGGAAACAGGUUAGAGAAAACCCUUACUGCUAUAAAGGACGCCCACGUUUGAAGACUGCUUAUGAGCUUUUGAGGGUUAGCACCGAUCUCGAGAAGAGACUUAAUGAGGUUUCAUUACCGUUCAUCGUUUUGCACGGAGAAGACGAUAAAGUGACGGACAAAGCGGUGAGUGCAGAACUGUACAAGGUUGCGUCGAGUUCGGACAAGACUUUUAAGCUGUAUCCUGGAAUGUGGCACGGCUUGCUCUAUGGCGAGACACCAGAGAACAUCGACAUUGUUUUUGCUGACAUCAUUGGUUGGUUGGAUAAGAGAGCUUCUGCUGGGAAUGGAGGGUUUGAGUGCGAGCUCAAACGUAAAAAUGAUCCUUUGAAAGGAUAG
Molecule: messenger RNA, 948 nt
Organism: Microthlaspi erraticum
Lineage: Eukaryota; Viridiplantae; Streptophyta; Magnoliopsida; Brassicales; Brassicaceae
Source: the annotation of a GenBank genome assembly